GAAUUGAUCGGGCCACGUCGAGAAAAGCACCCACCCAUACGUUGUAGUGAACCAGUGCAGAGUAGACUCUCCACAAGGAUACAGAGACAGUAGGCUAUCACCUGAACUACCAUAAACCCUAUUAAGAGAUAUCAUUUACACUCCUGUUUAUUACAAUGGACUGCGCUUUUGAGCUCUUGGACGCUGUUGGUUUUCUGGAGAUUUGGCAACACUUUGAUGCAGACGAUAAUGGUUACAUUGAGGGCAAGGAGUUGGAUCACUUCUUCCGUCACAUGAUGACGAAAUUAGGUCCGGAGGAUAAAGUAACAGAGGAGAGGGUCCAGAGGCUGAAGCAGAGGUUCAUGUCAGCCUAUGAUGUCACCGCAGACGGACGCCUGCAGAUCCAGGAGUUGGCCGUGAUGAUCCUGCCACAGGAGGAGAACUUCCUACUGGUGUUCCACAGGGAAGCCCCUCUGGACAACAGUGUAGACUUUAUGAAGAUCUGGAGAAAGUAUGAUGCUGACAGCAGUGGAUACAUAUCAGCUGUGGAGCUGAAGGGUUUCCUGAAGGACUUGUUCCAGCAGCACGGGAAGGCUGUGUCCUCCAGCAAACUGGACGAGUACACAGACGCAAUGAUGAAGAUUUUUGACAAAAAUAAGGACGGUCGCUUGGAUCUGAACGAUUUGUCCAGGAUCCUGGCUCUAGAAGAGAAUUUCAUGCUUCAGUUCAAAAUGGACGCCUCCAGUCAAGAAGACAGAAAGAGAGACUUUGACAAAAUAUUCAACCACUAUGAUGUUAGUAACACCGGAGCUUUGGAAGGACCAGAGGUGGAUGGCUUUGUAAAAGACAUGAUGGAACUGGUCAGGCCCAGCAUCACUGGUCCAGAGCUGGACAAACUGAGGGCUGUGCUGCUGGGACACUGUGACGUCAACAAAGAUGGAAAGAUCCAGAGGAAUGAGCUAGCGCUGUGCCUGGGAAUGAAGCCCAAUAAGGCCUAGUCUUCCCCGUGCAGAGAAGACCUCUAACUACAGAUCCUUCCCUUCACUCUGAUACAUCCAGAACACCCAGAACGGAUCCUUCCCUUCACUCUGAUACAUCCAGAACACCCAGAACGGAUCCUUCCCUUCACUCUGAUGCAUCCAGAACACCCAGAACAGAUCCUUCCCUUCACUCUGAUGCAUCCAGAACACCCAGAACAGAUCCUUCCCUUCACUCUGAUACAUCCAGAACACCUAGAACUUUAUGUCCAAUCUUCAAAAACAAAGAAGACAACAGCUGCCAGUGUUUUAGCAUGUUGUAGAACAAGCACUGUUCUGAAUGAUAUCAAUUGUCUUUUCUUGUGACAGAUUCAAGAUAAUACAGAAUAACACAGGUAGCCUACUGGUAAAUUAAUACAGAAUAACACAGGUAGCCUACUGGUAAAUUAAUACAGAAUAACACAGGUAGCCUACUGGUAAAUUAAAGUGUAUCUAUUUGAAAAAGCAGGAGAAGGCUCAAUGUUCAAGACUGUGUUGUGAAUGAUGCUUAUAUUUUUAUGGUUGUGUUUUGUUGGCCUGGGCAUAGCUGGCUAUUGGACAAUUUGCAUGUAAGUGUAGUACUGUAUUGUACAUUAGGUGAGUUGCUGUUUUUAAUAUUAUAUGAUGAUGUUUAACAAUGAUAAUUAAAUCAAGAAUACUGGCA
Oncorhynchus gorbuscha (pink salmon) is the source of this 1659-nucleotide messenger RNA. RefSeq names its product secretagogin-like. Lineage: Eukaryota; Metazoa; Chordata; Actinopteri; Salmoniformes; Salmonidae. Gene Ontology annotation, molecular function: calcium ion binding. Gene Ontology annotation, cellular component: synapse; cytosol; dendrite. The transcript is spliced from 11 exons. The coding region runs from base 156 to 977 and encodes 273 amino acids. Gene Ontology annotation, biological process: regulation of long-term synaptic potentiation; regulation of presynaptic cytosolic calcium ion concentration. The record is from RefSeq and is a predicted model, not a curated record.